ACCCCGGGAGGGAGGGAGGGGCCGGGCGGGCGCGGCUACUUGAGGGCAGAGCCGCCGCCCCGGCCGGGUCAGCAUCGCCGGGAGUCACCGGAGCGAAGCAGCGGAGAAGCGGAGCGGGGGAGCCCAAGGCGCGGAAAAUGGCAGACAGUUUCUCGCUUAAUGAUGCCUUGUCUGGGUCUGGAAACCCAAACCCUCAAGGAUGGCCUGGUGCAUGGGGGAACCAGCCUGGGGCUGGGGCAGGGGGCUACCCAGGAGCUUCCUAUCCCGGGGCCUACCCGGGACAGGCACCUCCAGGGGCCUACCCGGGACAGGCACCUCCAGGGGCUUAUCCUAGCCCAGCUGCACCUGGAGCUUAUCCUGGACCAACUGCACCUGGAGCUUAUCCUGGACCAACUGCACCUGGGGCUUACCCAGGACAACCAAGUGCUCCCGGAGCCUACCCAAGUGCUCCAGGUGCUGUCCCCUAUGGCAACACUGCUGGACCACUGACUGUUCCUUAUGACCUGCCCUUGCCUGGAGGAGUCAUGCCUCGCAUGCUUAUAACUAUUCUGGGCACAGUGAAGCCCGAUGCAAACAGGUUUGCUCUAGAUUUCAAGAGAGGCAAUGAUGUUGCCUUCCACUUCAACCCACGCUUCAGGGAAAACAACAGCAGAGUUAUUGUGUGCAACACAAAGGUGGACAAUUCCUGGGGAAAGGAAGAAAGACAAGCGGCUUUCCCCUUUCAAAGUGGCCAACCAUUCAAAAUACAAGUCCUGGUUGAACUUGACCAUUUCAAGGUUGCUGUCAAUGAUGCUCACUUGUUGCAGUACAAUCAUCGGAUGAGAAACCUCAAGGAAAUCAACAAACUGGGCAUUUCUGGUGACAUUAACCUCACCAGUGCUACACAUGCAAUGAUAUAAUCCACAAAAAGCAAAUCUUUACAUCUAAAUCAUAUACAUUUAAAGGCUUCAUGUUCACUGUAAGUGAAAAGCUUUUCAUUUAUUCAUCAGUACCCUCUUGUAAGCCACCCAUUUAAUAAAUAUUCUAUGCCAAGUCA
Messenger RNA from Perognathus longimembris pacificus (Pacific pocket mouse), 1036 nucleotides. It is a transcript of the gene Lgals3, whose product is annotated as galectin 3. The record is from RefSeq and is a predicted model, not a curated record. Gene Ontology annotation, biological process: neutrophil chemotaxis; macrophage chemotaxis; positive chemotaxis. NCBI's taxonomy places the organism in Eukaryota, Metazoa, Chordata, Mammalia, Rodentia, Heteromyidae. The coding region runs from base 138 to 899 and encodes 253 amino acids. The transcript is spliced from 6 exons. Gene Ontology annotation, molecular function: laminin binding; IgE binding; carbohydrate binding. Gene Ontology annotation, cellular component: immunological synapse; nucleus.